AUGGCCCUUCAGCUGAAAAGCGUGGAUCUUCAGCAAAAAUCAAAUGCAGCAGCCCACAAUACCAGUGACUUCAUCACCAAAUCCCUCAUUGUAAGAAGAGGUCAGACCUUUACAAUACAACUGGAUUGCAGUCGAGAUUUAAAAGAUGGAGAACGUCUGGAUUUAUGUGUGGAGACAGGUCCCUCUCCAACAAAAGACAACAAUACACAGGCAGUAAUGCAAGUCUCCAGCUCUGGCACAUCAUCAUCAACAUCAUGGAGUGCAACCCUUGGGUCACGCAGUGGUGGAACACUGCAAGUUAUUAUCAGUAUUCCAGUCAAUGCUGUUAUUGGACGUUACCAGAUGACUGCACAGCUGACAGCUAGUACCACAAGUUCCUUUCCAGUAGGAGACUUCAUUGUUCUUUUUAACCCUUGGGCAUCAGGGGAUGAGGUGUACAUGAGUAAUGACGAAGAAAGGAGAGAAUAUGUCCUCAAUGAAACUGGAUUUAUAUUCCUUUCUUCUGGGAGAAUAACAUGGGAUUAUGGACAGUUUGAGGAGGAUAUUCUGGACAUUUGCCUUCUUUUGCUGGACAGGAGUACAGAAUACAGAAGAAACCCAGUUUCAGCUGUAGCUAAAAGAUAUAACCCUAUUUAUGUGGGAAGAGUUUUGAGCGCUAUGGUCAACAGUAAUGAUGACAACGGAGUUCUAGUUGGAAACUGGACUGCAGAUAUGUCAGGAGGAGAAGCUCCUAGCUCCUGGAGUGGAAGUGGCACAAUUCUUCGUAGAUGGAGUCAAAAUGGACCUGUCAAAUUUGGACAGUGCUGGGUGUUUGCUGGAGUACUCUGUACAGUACUGCGGUGCCUGGGGUUACCUGCCCGUGUGAUCACUAACAUUGAGUCGGCUCAUGACACAAACAGAAACCUGGUGAUUGAAGAGUAUUAUAAUGAAGAUGGAACGAACAUCCCAUCCCCUGAUAGUGUGUGGAAUUUCCAUGCUUGGAAUGAAGUUUGGUUUGUUAGAAAAGAUCUUGGUUCAACCUAUGAUGGGUGGCAGAUUCUAGAUGCAACCCCACAAGAAUUAAGUGAAGGCAUCUAUUGCCUUGGACCCACUUCACAAAGAGCUGUCAAACUGGGAGAUGUGAACUUAAACUUUGAUGGAGUAUUUGUAUUUUCUGAAGUAAAUGCUGAUAAAAAAACUUAUGUCAAGUACAAAGAUGGAAGGACCGUCCUUGUUCACACUGAUACUACAUCUGUGGGCCAAACCAUUAGCACCAAAGCAGUAGGUUCUUCUUCUCGUGUGGAUGUAACAAAUGAUUACAAACAUACUGAAGGUUCCAGUGAGGAAAGAGAAGUAUAUUUUAAAGCGCAGAGACAGGUAGCAGAAUCAAGCACCGGAAUUACGGCUUUAAGUGCAGCAUCAUCAGUCAAAAAGGUAGCAUAUGCACCAAAAUCCCAAAUCAUUGUCACUUUAAAGAUGAGUGCACAGCCACAAGUUGGUCAAGAUGUCACAGCCAUGCUGAAUCUGAAAAAUGCCUCCUCUGGCCACAGAAAAGUCAAGGUGAAUUGGACUGCUACUGUGAUUGUAUAUAACAGAACUCCAGUGAAAGAAAUACUGAAGGAAUCCCAGGCUGUCUCCUUGACUGUUAAUGAAGAAAAAGCUAUACCUUUGAAAAUACUGUAUUCACAGUAUAAAGACACCAUAACUACUAACAAUAUGAUCCAUAUUGUGGCUGUGUGUCAUGAGGAAAAAGGAGGAUGUCUUUUGGUUAAUAAGAUUAUCAUCUUGAAACACCCGCCACUGGAAUUAAAGGUACCGUUCAUACUAUAG
Xenopus tropicalis (tropical clawed frog) is the source of this 1809-nucleotide messenger RNA. It is a transcript of the gene bpil.2, whose product is annotated as bactericidal permeability increasing protein like gene 2. Bases 1 to 1809 code for a protein of 602 amino acids. The transcript is spliced from 11 exons. The record is from RefSeq and is a predicted model, not a curated record. Lineage: Eukaryota; Metazoa; Chordata; Amphibia; Anura; Pipidae.